Messenger RNA from Vitis riparia (riverbank grape), 450 nucleotides. Its product is annotated as RING-H2 finger protein ATL51-like. NCBI's taxonomy places the organism in Eukaryota, Viridiplantae, Streptophyta, Magnoliopsida, Vitales, Vitaceae. Gene Ontology annotation, biological process: protein ubiquitination. The transcript has a single exon. Bases 1 to 450 code for a protein of 149 amino acids. The record is from RefSeq and is a predicted model, not a curated record.
AUGGAGGAUCUCCCUGACUUGUUCUUUCUUCUAGCCGGAGCUGCAUCCGCAGCUCUCGUCUUCACAAUCUAUCAUGUCUCCGUUUGGUGCAACAGGUCCAUAACUUCCACUGCAGCUCCUGCUGGGCCACAGCAGCUGGACCGGCCAUUGACAUAUGAAGAUGGGGCGACACCGGCCGGAUGCGUUGAGAUCACGACGGUGCGUAAGUAUGAGAAGGAUAUGGAGUUGGUGGGAGAUGAUAGAAUGUGUGUAGUGUGCUUGUCUGAGUUUGAAGAGGGUGAGGAGCUACGUACUUUGCCUCAUUGCAUGCACUCUUUUCAUGUUCCAUGCAUCGAUAUGUGGCUCAAUUCUCACAUGAAUUGCCCCUUGUGCCGCUUGCCUUCAUCGCUUAUGUUUUUAGAGACGCAGCAGGAUUUGCGAAUGUCGCCUACUAACAAUAUUGCUGCAUAA